This is a messenger RNA of Dujonia railenensis, 534 nucleotides long. The record is from the annotation of a GenBank genome assembly. NCBI's taxonomy places the organism in Eukaryota, Fungi, Ascomycota, Pichiomycetes, Serinales, Debaryomycetaceae.
AUGGAACAGAGAAAUAGCUUAUUCCGUUUCAGCGGCUUAAACCUCCCCAAGUCACAAAAAUUGAGAUCCAUUGGAGUCUACCUCUCUGGAAUCUUGUUUGCCGUUGGAUUUUGGUCCAUGGUUGACGCUGCCAUCUACUCCAAGACAGUGAAUGCUUCUAUAGUUCAUGUGACCUUUGUGGAUUGGAUUCCAUUUAUAUGCCUGACCUUGGGAAUGAUAAUUGUCAAUUCAAUUGAAAAGUCUCACUUGUUAAAUGAUAACAAUAAUAACAGUUCCUUCUUGGGAGGUGGAAGCAACUCCACCACUUGGCAGGCCAGAGUUAUCUUGUUUUUUGGGUUUUCUUUGUUAGCUGGUGGGUUGGCCGGCCUGUUCAUGGUCUUUAUCAUCAAAUUCUUGUUGAAGCAUUACACAUUUCCUACUUUGGGCAUGGGUGUGUCGAACAUCAUCUGCAAUGGGUGCAUCAUGUUGAGUUGUAUCACAUUAUGGCUCUCCCAAAACAUCGAAGAUGAAUACAGCUACUCUCUUGCCUUAUAG